UUUUGGAAUCCAUUGUAAGGAAAGGACUGGUUUUAUUUGUUAAGGUGAUAUUUCAGUAACUUAUCAUUUGUUGCAGUACAAAUGACGUUCAUGGAUUGUCAGAAGUUGUUUCUGUGAAGUUUUUCAGGUAACGUUAAGAGAAUGCCAUUACAUGGAAAAAUUGUUGUGAUUAAAAGGAGUGGUGUAGAUGGAACAGAAUUUCCUCUGACUGCAUCAUGCUUAUUUGGAAGAAAACCUGACUGCGAUAUUCGCAUUCAGAUUCCCCAAGUCUCCAAAGAGCAUUGCAGAAUAGAUUUGAAUGAAAAUAAAGAGAUCAUUCUGACGAAUUUAAGCUCUGUGAAUCUGACCCGUGUUAACGGAGAGGCUUUGCAGCAGUCUGAGCGUUUAAAACAUGGAGAUGUGAUCACUAUCGUUGACCGUUCUUUCAGGUUUGAGUACCCACCAGUGCCCACGCCAAAGAAGAGGACGUCCAUAGGAAGAAGUAAAAAGAUUCUGCAAGAUCAGCAUGCUGCACAUACAGCUACAGUUGAGUCAGGUGAGAAGAGGACAUCCGAAGUGGCCGCAGACCAUCAUCUCAAAGAUGGAACCAAUAAUGAUAACAUCCAGCGAUCUCUGGAGAAAAGUGCAGAGGUGGAAUCCAUAGAGGAUGGUAGUCUGCUUCAAAGCAGCAACAAUUCCCCCUUCAGUGAUCUGUAUCAAAUGAUCAGAACCUCUCUGGGUGCCAAACCUCAAAAAUCUCCAGCUGGACUGUUUCAGAUGCCUGCUUCCAUGUUUUACAGUUCAAAGCUUGGAUCAGUCAAAAAGGCAGAAAGAAAGUCUCUCUCUUCCACAGAAGUAAAAAAUACACCCAGGAACAAAGUCUGUCCUGGAGCGAUUUCAAACGAGGUUAAUGCUAAUGAGACGCCAAAGUCCAUUAAGCUGAGGAGAUCCAAUGAGGUUCCUGCUUCUCAGGUGAUCAAAGACCAAUCUGAAACGCAACAGGUUGCAAAACCUGAAGCUGUUCCAUGCCAGGAGAGUCACAAGAACGUUUCUAGUGGAACACCAGGGUCACCGUUGAGGAAGAGACGGAGGAGCAGCAGAGAGGCAGUGUCGGUCACACCUGGAAUAAGCGGGGAAGAAGUGGUGUCUGCUCCCAAGACUGAGCCUAUUACAAACGCAUCCCUAAAGGACACAGAAAAGGAACAAGACCAGAAUGGAGUGAAAGAGUUGACCGCAAAAUGCCAAAGUGGACCUCUUGCACCUGAGAUGCAAACUCCCCAGGAGAGGAAACGUGUUUCAUUCGGACGUUACCUAAGCCCAGAGUUAUUUGACAAACGCCUUCCUCCCAGCUCUCCGUUAAGAAAGGGGGCUGCUCCACGAAGGAGCUUACCCGUCUCUAAACCCAGGCGAUCACUCCUUAAAGCGUCAGUUAUUGGCUUGGAUGAGGCGUUUAAAGAAGAGGAUCCUGCAUCUGAUAGCCCAAAUGUGCACCAGACCGCCAAAAUGUGCUCGCCUUUGGCUACAAAAUCACCAAAAAUGCGGAAUGUUUCUCCAAAGACACCAAGAACUAUGUUCACUUCUCCCAAGACUCCAUCAGCUGGAAAGAGGUCUUCAUUCUCUAGUUCCACUUCCCUGAACAUGCUGUCACUGGGAGAGAAAUCACCAAAAUCUCAACCCACUUCUCCCAAGAUUCCAUCACCUGAAACAAAGUCUGCAAAAUCGAAGACUCGUUCUCCCAAGACACCACCUAAAACUGUGUCACCAAAAUCUCGUCCCACUUCUCCCAAGACUCCAUCACCUGAAACAAAGUCUGCAAAAUCGAAGACUGGUUCUCACAAAUCUCGGCCCACUUCUCCCAAGACUCCAUCACCUGUAACAAAGUCUGCUAAAUCGAGGAAUUGUUCUCCCAAGACUCUAGCUAAAACUGUGUCACCAAAAUCUCGUCCCACUUCUCCCAAGACUCCAUCACCUGUAACAAAGUCUGCUAAAUCGAGGAAUUGUUCUCCCAAGAGUCCACCUAAAACUGGGUUGCCAAAAUCACGGUCCACUACUCCCAAGAUUCCAUCGGCUGGGAAGUGUUCUUCAUACUGUGGUUCCACUUCUCUUAACACACCCUCAUCUGGAAAGAAAUUGCCAAAAUCUCGGUCCGCUUCUCCUAAACUCCAUCACCUGAAACUGAGUCAGCAAAAUCGAGGUAGUUCUCCCAGGCGAACAUCUACAAGGCAAAAAUCUCCUAAAUACAAAUUGGAGACACCUGAAGGCAGUGAACCACUUAAAUUUACAGCAUCAGCACAUCCUCAGCCAGUUAAUGAGAAAACUCCCACAAGAAGGAGAAGGUCAUCAUUGGUGGUGCCAUCACUUAAAACUCCUUUGCACUCAGAAGUCCAGACCUCCAUAGUGCAGGGGCGUUUCUCUGUUUCACGGAUUAACACCCCAUCACCAGUAGCCGAAGACACUGUCGCCAACUCUGCAAGUUUAACAACUGUAACCCCGAAAGUACCACUGAUGAGGAAAAGCAUGAAGAGAAGCUCACGGAAGAGCAGUGUGGCAAGCAGUGCUGUAAAAAUCAUGCGCCAAAGUAGCAUCUCGAGGGGAUCAAUGAAAGCGAUGAAUUCCUGGGCAAACAUAGUAAAAUUUGGGAAAACCAAGUUACAACCUCCUGUCCAAGCUCCAAAAAAGGUCAUCAAGCAGGCUAAGAAGAAGCCUGCAGCCAGACCUCAGACUCCUGCCAGAAAAUUCAAAGACUGUGUUAGCACUGGGCAUGCAGCUUCACCUGCCACUAUUGUUGUGGGCAGAGCUCACAAACAGAAGGUUGUAAACUCAACUGGUGCUCCUCUAAGAGUGAUCAGUAGUACAUUAGUACAGAAAAAGAACGUGAGCAUGGAUGAAGAUUUGACAGGCCUUGCCGAAAUGUUUAAAACCCCCAUAAAUAAGCAGACAAGGAACUCAAGCAUCAAUGACGCCAGUCCGAGCAAAACACCUCAGGGAAAUCUGGUGUCCUCUACAGUAGAGCCAUCACUUUUGAACACACCAGAGGAGCCAGGUGAAAUGGUCGUGUCUCCACUAAGUGUCGCAUCUGCUGUGAAAAGUAGAAUUUACAACAGUGAGGCAGUGCAUCGUCUCCUGCUUGGAGAUCAAGGAUCCAGCUCAGGCACUGAUGCCUUGGAGAGUCCCAGUAAAGAGCAGGACACAGAUCUGAUGCCAGAUUCUGUAACAACUCCCAAACAGAAGUUAGAAUUACAACAGUGUUUGACUGGGGUUAAAUGCAUCAUGAAGACUCCAAAGCAAAUGGCUGAACCAGUAGAGGACAUCAGAGGGAAGCUUCUCGUAACUCCUAGCCUGAAGCCUGAACAGCCAGAGUGCUUCACUGGAGUCAAGAGGAUGAUGAAGACCCCUGAACUGAAGCCUGAAGAGCCAGAAUGUCUCACUGGAGUCAAGAAGAUGAUACAGGCCCCUAAACAGAUGCCUGAACAGUCAGAAUGUCUCACUGGAGUCAAGAAGAUGAUGAAGACGCCUGAACAGUCAGAAUGUCUCACUGGAGUCAAGAAGAUGAUACAGACGCCUGAACAGACAGAAUGUCUCACUGGUGCCAAGAAGAUGAUACAGACGCCUGAACAGAUGCCUGAACAGUCAGAAUGUCUCACUGGUGCCAAGAAGAUGAUACAGACGCCUGAACAGAUGCCUGAACAGUCAGAAUGUCUCACUGGUGCCAAGAAGAUGAUACAGACGCCUGAACAGAUGCCUGAACAGUCAGAAUGUCUCACUGGAGUCAAGAAGAUGAUGAAGACGCCUGAACAGUCAGAAUGUCUCACUGGAGUCAAGAAGAUGAUGAAGACGCCUGAACAGUCAGAAUGUCUCACUGGAGUCAAGAAGAUGAUGAAGACGCCUGAACAGUCAGAAUGUCUCACUGGAGUCAAGAAGAUGAUACAGACGCCUGAACAGUCAGAAUGUCUCACUGGAGUCAAGAAGAUGAUGAAGACGCCUGAACAGCCAGAAUGUCUCACUGGUGCCAAGAAGAUGAUGCAGACCCCUAAACAGACGCCUGAACAGCCAGAAUGUCUCACUGGUGCCAAGAAGAUGAUGCAGACCCCUAAACAGACGCCUGAACAGCCAGAAUGUCUCACUGGUGCCAAGAAGAUGAUGCAGACCCCUAAACAGACGCCUGAACAGUCAGAAUGUCUCACUGGUGCCAAGAAGAUGAUGCAGACCCCUAAACAGACGCCUGAACAGUCAGAAUGUCUCACUGGUGUCAAGAAGAUGAUGCAGACCCCUAAACAGACGCCUGAACAGUCAGAAUGUCUCACUGGUGUCAAGAAGAUGAUGCAGACCCCUAAACAGACGCCUGAACAGUCAGAAUGUCUCACUGGUGUCAAGAAGAUGAUGCAGACCCCUAAACAGACGCCUGAACAGUCAGAAUGUCUCACUGGUGUCAAGAAGAUGAUGCAGACCCCUAAACAGCCAGAAUGUCUCACUGGUGCCAAGAAGAUGAUGCAGACCCCUAAACAGAUGCCUGAACAGCCAGAAUGUCUCAAUGGAGUCAAGAAGAUGAUGCAGACCCCUAAACAGACGCCUGAACAGUCAGAAUGUCUCACUGGAGUCAAGAAGAUGAUGAAGACGCCUGAACAGCCAGAAUGUCUCACUGGUGCCAAGAAGAUGAUGCAGACCCCUAAACAGACGCCUGAACAGCCAGAAUGUCUCACUGGUGCCAAGAAGAUGAUGCAGACCCCUAAACAGACGCCUGAACAGCCAGAAUGUCUCACUGGUGCCAAGAAGAUGAUGCAGACCCCUAAAGGUGCCAAGAAGAUGAUGCAGACCCCUAAACAGACGCCUGAACAGUCAGAAUGUCUCACUGGUGUCAAGAAGAUGAUGCAGACCCCUAAACAGACGCCUGAACAGUCAGAAUGUCUCACUGGUGUCAAGAAGAUGAUGCAGACCCCUAAACAGCCAGAAUGUCUCACUGGUGCCAAGAAGAUGAUGCAGACCCCUAAACAGAUGCCUGAACAGCCAGAAUGUCUCAAUGGAGUCAAGAAGAUGAUGAAGACCCCUAAACAGACGCCUGAACAGUCAGAAUGUCUCACUGGUGUCAAGAAGAUGAUGCAGACCCCUAAACAGACGCCUGAACAGUCAGAAUGUCUCACUGGUGUCAAGAAGAUGAUACAGACGCCUGAACAGUCAGAAUGUCUCACUGGUGUCAAGAAGAUGAUACAGACGCCUGAACAGUCAGAAUGUCUCACUGGUGUCAAGAAGAUGAUACAGACGCCUGAACAGUCAGAAUGUCUCACUGGUGCCAAGAAGAUGAUACAGACGCCUGAACAGCCAGAAUGUCUCACUGGUGCCAAGAAGAUGAUGCAGACCCCUAAACAGACGCCUGAACAGCCAGAAUGUCUCACUGGUGCCAAGAAGAUGAUGCAGACCCCUAAACAGAUGCCUGAACAGCCAGAAUGUCUCACUGGUGCCAAGAAGAUGAUGCAGACCCCUAAACAGAUGCCUGAACAGUCAGAAUGUCUCACUGGUGCCAAGAAGAUGAUGAAGACGCCUGAACAGCCAGAAUGUCUCACUGGUGCCAAGAAGAUGAUGCAGACGCCUGAACAGCCAGAAUGUCUCACUGGUGCCAAGAAGAUGAUGCAGACCCCUAAACAGAUGCCUGAACAGUCAGAAUGUCUCACUGGAGUCAAGAAGAUGAUGAAGACGCCUGAACAGCCAGAAUGUCUCACUGGUGCCAAGAAGAUGAUGCAGACCCCUAAACAGAUGCCUGAACAGCCAGAAUGUCUCACUGGUGCGAAGAUGAUGAUGAAGACGCCUGAACAGCCAGAAUGUCUCACUGGAGUCAAGAAGAUGAUGCAGACCCCUAAAGGAAAGGCAGAACCAGUAGAGGACAUCAGGGGGAAACUUCUCAUAACUCCCAAACUGAAGCUUGAACAGCCUGAAUGUCUUACUGGAGUCAAGAGGAUGAUGAAGACCCCUAAAGGAAAGGCAGAACCAGUAGAGGACAUCAGGGGGAAGCUUCUCAUAACUCCCAAACUGAAGCCUGAACAACCAGAAUGUCUCACUGGAGUGAAAAGAAUUUUUACCACACCUAAACAGCGAGUAGAACCCCUUGAGGACCUACGGGGAAAAAUUCUGAAAACUCCGAAGGAGAAAAGUGCCCCUGUUGAUGACUUCAUUGGUGUCAAGAGGCUGAUGAAAACUCCCAAAGAAAAGGGUGAACCUGUUGUGGACAACUUCGGCAUCAAGAGGCUGAUGAAGUCACCAAGGCUCAGGGGUGUUGCUCCAGCGGAAGAUUUUGAAGGCCUUCAAGAGCUCAUGGAGGAGCCACUGGUGAACCCCUCAGAGCAGAUGGACAGAAAUGAGGUCAGGGAUCUAACAUCUCAAGAUGAAGGAUCAGACACUGCAAAAGUGCUCUCUGAAGAUCAGCCUUCACAAAUCACAGAUAAUGGUAGACAAGUUGAAGUGAAAAAAGAUGAGACAGAUUCAUCCGGAGUGGUGGAAGUCACCCCCCAGGAACUUGAAGAGCUCAAUCCGCUUGAUGCAGAGAUGAAGAUGGUUUGCAGUGACUCUGGCAGUCAGGGGAAGUCUGUUCGAGGCAGACGCCCAAAAACUGUACAGUCUGAACCAGUUGAAGAGAUGGUUGCACAACAUUUUGAAGACACAGUGACUGCUGCACCAGCACGGGGAAGAAGAGGAAGGAAAGCUACAGUUGCUCCACAGCCAGCUGUUCAACAGCCCACACGAGGCAGAAACCCAAAAUCUACUGAACAUCAUGAUGUUCAACUCACAGCUGAGCCGGAACCUGCUGAAGUUACUCCGAAGCCCACCAGAGGGAGAAAAGCCAGAAAAGCUGCUGAUGAGCAAACUAAACCAAUGCAAGAGGUUACAGCUGACGCUGAACACGUGCCUCAAGCUGUGAGUGACCAGACUCCCCCAGAUGAUGUUCAUGACAAAUUAAACGAUGACGCACCACCUGCUCUGAAGGAAGUUGUCACGAAGCCGAGGCGAGGAAGAAAACCCAAACAAACAUCUGUUGAAAAGAAAGUUCAGCUGUCUCUCAGGCCGUCAGAUACCAUGGAUGAAGUGACCCGCCUCGACAAAGACAAAGAGACUAAUGAAGCCUGUGACCAACCGGAAGUGUCGCCCAGUGGAAACGAUGAGGAUAAAUCCGAUGUCACGGAAACUGUUUCUCCUGCAACUGUAAAUGAGAAUCUACCCAAAAAGGAAACAACUUGCAAAAUUGUGGAAGUGGACACGGGCAGCUGUAAUCCUGACACUGGCAAGAAAUCCGUUCGAGGCCGAAAGCCAACUGUGGCAGCAUCGAAAGCACUUGUUGACAAACAGGAGGUAGCAGAAACUUUUGACAAACCUGCUGCUCCAGUCAUUAAAAGAAGAGGGAGGAAACCUGUAGGUGCUGCAGUACCUUCUGUGCGACAGACCACAAGAAAGAACAAAAACACAAAGUCAGAAACAAGUGAGGAACAAGAGGAGAGCAUAGCUGCUGAAGCUGCUUUUGAGCCAAAAGUAAGCGUAAAAAAUACUGCAGCAACUUCUGAUGAUCAGCCUCAGUUGGGAUCAGACGUGGCUGCUGAAGUAGCUAUGCAGAAUAAUUCCUCUGUAGACUUAAUUCAAGAAGAACAUGACUCUGCUGCACUGGAAGAAGUAGUGUUAAAGCCCAGAAGAGGGAGGAAAUCUAAAAAAGCUUCUCUUGAAUCUGCACAGGCGGUGCCAGAAAAACAUCAAAGUGUCGUUGAGCAACAUGUAGCUGAUAGUGAAACUCAAGAGCCCAUUGCCAUUAUCGGAAAACAGCAAGUUAGGAGAGGGCGAAAGAUGAACCAGGCUUCAGUGGCAACAGACACUUUGGAGAAUAAGCAGCAGCCUCAACCUCCAGCAAGGGCAAAGAGAGGAAGAAGUACCAAACAGGAAGCAGAACAGCUAGACGAUGGUGGUGAAGGUCCUUCAGGUGAGGAGGCCACAGCAGAUAUCGCUGAAAAACCCAGAAGAGCAGGCCGAAAAGCAAAAGACUCCACUGAGGUCCAGGAUGAGCCUGUGGUCAACCCCACAGAGAAGCCCACACGAGGUAGGAGAGGAAAAGCAAAAACAGCCGAACAGGUUCAGACAAUUGCCAAACUACCUGAAGAUAUGGUUGUCCAGGAGGGUGAAGAAAACAAAAAUGCUGAUUCUGCCAAUACAAUGGCUCUUAAACUGCCAGAUACUUCUGUCAUCAAAUCCAGAAGGGGGUUGAAAACAUCAGCCAAGAACGAGGUUUUGCAAACUAUUCCACUUAGGAGAGGUCGUCGAGGUUCAACCAGCGCCACAGAGGACGGUCAUGCAAAACCUGAGGCUCCUGUUUCAGUUGAGCAUGCUACAAAGAGGAGGCGUGCAGCGGCAACACCCGCUGAAGAUUCUGAAGAGAGCAGCUCUAUGGCUGUGGCUAAGGCAGACAAAGAUUGUUCUGGAAUGAAAGAUGUUGAGGCAAAAAUGUCCAAAAAAUGUGUGUCGUGGAAGUUACACACUGAAGUUUUUGAGUUUUCAAACCCAACUCCUGUAAAGGCAACUCGAGGCAAGAGGUGUAAACCUGAAGACCAAGAUGAUGACACGUCGACAUCAAAACGAGUUCCUGCUAAACGGGGUCGGAGCGCAAAAUCCACAUUGCCGUCUGCCGGUGAAAUUCCCAAGAGUGAUCACAAGCCUCUGUUAAAUCAAACCGAUGAGUGUCAGUCCAGCAAGCGAGCCAGGCGAGGGCCAAGGGUCACCGAGAUGACCGCUGAAGAAGUCGCGCCCACAAACAAGCGCAGGGUGAAUCCUAAGAAAGGCGCUGCUGCCGAGGCUGUUAAAGCUGAGACUCAACCAACAAGACGAGGAAGAUCGGCAAAGAAAUAAGUCUGUACAGUUACUUUUUUUUCCACAAAAUGUUUUGUUUGUUUUUAAAAGUAGUUUUAGGU
Messenger RNA from Thalassophryne amazonica, 8912 nucleotides. It is a transcript of the gene mki67, whose product is annotated as marker of proliferation Ki-67. Lineage: Eukaryota; Metazoa; Chordata; Actinopteri; Batrachoidiformes; Batrachoididae. Gene Ontology annotation, cellular component: chromosome; nucleus. Gene Ontology annotation, molecular function: protein binding. The record is from RefSeq and is a predicted model, not a curated record. Gene Ontology annotation, biological process: regulation of chromosome segregation; regulation of mitotic nuclear division.